AUGCCACAUUCCAAACGGCCACUCGAGGAAGUUGACGGCAAUGCGUUGAAAGAUGGACAGACGCAUUCGCAUUCGCAUGCGAAACGUCAGAAUUUCUCUAUGCGUGCUCCUUUAGCUGCGAAAGAUGACGAUGUCGGGGAUGAGAAUGCGGAGGUGCAUACAGCGAAGAAGAUUUAGAUGGUUGAAGAGCAUGAUGCUUAUGAUGAUAUGUUGGAUUAUAAGACUAUUGAUUAUACGACGAAGGAUGAUAGUAAAUUGCGGUGCUUGUUACGAGAUCGUAAUUUGUCGGAUACUGGUCAGUUAUUCUCUUUAAAAUUAUGGAUUUUGGUGUGGUAUUGAGGAGAGUAAAAAGCUGACUUUAAGAUUUUGAAUUGGUACCAGGCACGAGACAAGAGAUGAUCAAAACCCCCCAACAGACAGCUCUCGACUAUGAAACCUUUACAUCCGACGAGCUCACAGAGAUGCUAUACAACCGCCACCUCCGCACCGCCACCGGCACCAAACAAACCAAAAUCGCCCGCUUACUCCUAAACGACCACCUCGAUUGUCACAGCGGGAAUUCAGAAGAAGGCAUCCUCUACGGCUCAAUCUGGGCCUUCGACGUGAUCCCCAUCUCCAUCAAACGCAACGAAGAAGAGCUCGCCGAGAAAUACAAUUCCUGGACCGAAGACCAUCUCCGCAAACACCUCGAGGAGAAAAACCUGUCCACCACAGGAACUGCAAAAGUCCUCGCGAAACGCGCACUCAAAGCUGAAAAAGAACACAACGAUAAAUACUGGGAGGACCUCCUCCUACGUAAAGAUAGUCUCCAAGCUGAACUCGAUGCCCUGGCGGGCCACGCCGUCGACGUCUCGGCCUUCAUGAAAGCAGAAGAAUGGAUCAGACACCGGGAUCACAAGAUCCAAUCCGAAGCCAAGCGCGCCACGCCCCGAAAUCCGAUCUGUGACUAUGAUAUCAGUACUUCGCCCUGGGCGGAGAAAUCGGAGCUCGAGCUCCACGUUGUGUGUUUGCAGAUGGGGAUGCCAGGACGGGGACAUGCGCCGAAGGCGGCGCAGAUUAAGUGGCUUGAGACGGGGAAGUUUGAGUAUUCGGAUUUGUAUAUGGAUGGGCUGCUGAUUAUCUGUGAGAUGAGGUUGGUGCCCACGACGAGUAAGAUGAAGAAGGGGGAGGUGAUUGAGCUUUUGGAGGAGUGUGAUGAGAGGGAGGGGGUGAGUGGGUGGACGGCGUGGGAUGAGCCGGUUAGGACGAGUAUGGUGGAGGUUUGGUAUGAGGGGGCUGAGGAUGUUGAGGGNUGA
This is a messenger RNA of Hymenoscyphus albidus, 1295 nucleotides long. Lineage: Eukaryota; Fungi; Ascomycota; Leotiomycetes; Helotiales; Helotiaceae. The record is from the annotation of a GenBank genome assembly.